AUGGUCGAGAUGUCAGAAGAAAGUCCCAUUGAGGUCGUUACGAUGGCGGACAAUCGCCCACAUCUUAAAUGUUCUUCUUCUGUGACCAACGACAAUAGCACGCCGACGAAAUUCGGGCCGAUAGGAUUUCCACCUACUUUCAACAAGGCUGGCCCAAUGGGAUAUAUGGAACGCAUUGUGGAAUGGUUCCGCCGCAAUGAGGAAUACCAGAACAAGGUCAAAGAACGCAGAGCAGCCAUCGAGAAGAUUCGCACCGGAGGUCAGGAAAAUAAUGGCAGUGGGGAUCAUUCGGCCGUUCCCUCGAACGAAGAUCAUAACAAUGAGUUCAUGGCGAAGUAA
Molecule: messenger RNA, 339 nt
Organism: Ostertagia ostertagi
Lineage: Eukaryota; Metazoa; Nematoda; Chromadorea; Rhabditida; Trichostrongylidae
Source: the annotation of a GenBank genome assembly